Penicillium taxi is the source of this 1587-nucleotide messenger RNA. RefSeq lists its product as uncharacterized. Gene Ontology annotation, biological process: transmembrane transport; oligopeptide transport. NCBI's taxonomy places the organism in Eukaryota, Fungi, Ascomycota, Eurotiomycetes, Eurotiales, Aspergillaceae. Bases 1 to 1587 code for a protein of 528 amino acids. The record is from RefSeq and is a predicted model, not a curated record. The transcript is spliced from 7 exons. Gene Ontology annotation, molecular function: dipeptide transmembrane transporter activity; tripeptide transmembrane transporter activity. Gene Ontology annotation, cellular component: plasma membrane; fungal-type vacuole.
AUGGAUGAAUCCAUUCAAAAGUUAGAAGCCCAUGCGGCGUCAGUGGCCUCGAUGCACACGCCUGAGGGCAACCUGGCUACUGAAAACGAAAUUCAAGAACUGCGCCAUGUGUCAGCACAUCUUCCACUGAGAGUCUGGCUGGUGGCGAUCAUCGGAAUGGCUGAGCGAUUUUCUUACUAUGGAACGCAGACUCUUUUUCAAAACUAUCUUCAGAAUAGCCCGAACGAUUUAGUCCCAGGCGCAAUGGGGUUGGGCAAAUCUCGGGCGACUACGGUCAACCUGGCGUUCACUGUGCUAGUGAAUAUCCUCCCACUGCCAACCUCUGUCCUCGUCGAUGGAUGGCUAGGCCGAUACAAAGCUCUUCAGAUAUUCACAGGUAUAUAUGCCGCGGGUUCGGCCAUCCUUUUCGCGACCUCUUUUCCUUCCGAAAUGGCGGCCGGGAUCGCGACUCCUGGCUUCGGAGUCGGGGCUUUCCUCAUUGCAGUUGGGCUAGGGGGAGUACAAUCUUCCAUCCAACCAUUCAUCGCGGAGCAGUACACCGAUCACGAAAUGCGUAUCAGAGUCACUAAACAGGGCGAAAGGGUCGUAGAGGACCGCGAAGUCACAAUCCAGUAUAUCUAUAAUCUGUACUACUGGAUGGUCAAUGUCGGCUCCCUAGGAAGCAUCGCCACCACACUCAUGGAGAAAUAUAUUGGGUUUUGGUCGGCAUAUCUGCUGGAUCUCGGUGCAAUAUUCUUAUGCGCUAUUACCGUCCAAAUGGUGAAAACAAAAUUUGUCCAAUCCCCUGUCCAAGGCUCUCGGCUACCUCAUGCCGCCUUUUGUUUAUGGUGUGCUGCCCAAGGAGGAUUCAAGCUCGAUGCCGCUCUGCCGCAAAAUCAACUAGAAGUGUAUCAUCGAGUCGUCCCAUGGAACGAUGAUUUUGUUGAUGAGCUCCGAGAUGCCCUUUCGGCUUUUAAGAUCUGCAUUGGAUGGCCGAUAUUCUGGAUUUGCAUGGGCGAAGGCGCCCAAGUGUCCAUCUCUCAGGCCGGGCAAAUGGAAACCCACGGUAUUCCUAACGAUCUGAUCAAAUCAGCUAACCCGCUGGCCUAUGUUAUUUUCGGAUUCAUCAUUCAGAAACAUCUAUAUCCGUUCUUACAAAAACAUAAGAUUCCUUUCAGUAUAGUGAACCGCAUCACUCUUGGAUUCGUUAUCAUGUCAGUGGCUAUGGCGUACUCGGCCGUAGUGCAGGACAUGAUCUACCGUGCGGGCCCCUGCUAUUCAUACCCUCUUGUAUGCGAGGAAUCUGAGGGUGGACAGGUCCCGAACCGCGUCCAUGUGCUGCUGCAGCUCCCCACCUUCAUCAUCAUCGCCCUAGCCGAAGUGUUCUGUUGGCCGACAGGCUCCGAGUAUACAUACUCCCAUGCUCCCAAGAGCAUGAAAUCAAUACUUCAGGCGUGUUAUAUCGGAACCGCGGGGCUAGGAUAUCUAUUAGGGAUGGCACUGUCCCCCCUCGCCAAAGACCCUUUGCUGGUCAUUCUGUGGUCAGUAGUUGCUGGGCUGAUGUUUUUCACGGCUUGUGCCUUCCGCAUUGCAUUUCGCAAUUACUAG